GUUUUGCAUUUUUUGCCUAGCCGCUGACAUCCGAAAUGGAUGGUUCAGCUUCGCGAUGGCAGGGCCUUCUGUGCGACUUGCAGAAGGAGUUGGAGGGCAUGAACGCCAAGCUGCGGACUCUGGAACUGGAAAACCUGCGUUUGCGUGAAACGGUGGAAGCUCGGCCUCGCUUGGAAUUAUCACGGUCUUUGCUUUCUCCAGCUUCCCCGUCCACAUCCCUGUCCACAUCCGCGGGCAUCAAAUCGGAGGGCUCGCAAACAGUUCAAUUCUGGUCGUUCGCCCUUUCCUCUACCAAGUUGCAGAAGCCUGUUGCUGCUGGCAGAGACAGGGCUUUGCCCAAGGUCUAUCCCAUCCAGAGACGUGCGUCAUUCCAUGAGGAUGUCGACCAAAAUGGCAGCGGACAGCACGUCGAAUUGGCACCCGCCCGUGUCAAUACCUUCGUGAGCGUCGACACUGUGUUGAGUGAGGAGAAGGUCCCUACGAAAAGCAUCUUGAAGAAGAACAGCAGCUACCGAGUUGCAAGUUCUCCAGAAUCCAGUCUUCCUCCACUUUGCAGUCGUAGCGUUGCGCCCCAGAGCAAGGCCGUCCCAGUCCGCGGAUCUAGUUCCGCUUUUCAUUCCCCAACGAUUUCUGGUGUUACGAGCUCCCUCUUGACGGAGGACAAUACAAAGUUUGCCAUUCUUCGUGCAGACAAAACGAAAGUUCUUGUGAUGCAAAAACCCUGGUACAUCAUCAACCCUGACAGAAACCUGGCUGCCACGAUCUGGCAGUUCGUCACGUCAGCCGCGCUGCUAUGGAUAGCCUUAGUAACACCUUUGCAGGUCGGCCUUGUGACGUUGGAAAUCAAUUGGGUCUUCAUGACAAGCCUGGGUGUGGACUUUGUCUUCUUGAUUGACAUGGUCCUGCAAUUUUUCACCGCCUAUGUCCGAAGAACACCCAGAGGUGAUGAAUUGGAAGUGCGAAGCAGCAAAAUCGUACUGCACUACUUGUCGACUUGGUUCGUGCUGGACUUCGUCACGCUGAUUCCCUUCGAACUGGUCGCACUGCUGGGUGGCUCCAAUGUCGAAGAGUUGACCAUGAUCAAAGUGAUCCGCGUGUUGCGGCUGCUGAAGCUAACCCGUUUGGCUCGCGGCUCCAAAUUGGCACAGAGGCUGGAGGCUCCGAUCUCACUUCCGUACCAACAUCUGGCGCUCCUGCGUUGCGUGUUCAUCCUGGUUCUUCUUUGCCAUUGGCUGGCUAGUAUUUGGGCAACGACCAUAUUGCUCGUCCCUCGUGGAACUCCUACAUGGAUUGAUGACAUUGCAGCUGUAGAUGAGGGCUUUGGAAUUGACACCCGAGCACAUCCACUUCGUAUCUAUAUCGCAUCCUUCUACUUUUGCAGCUACACCAUGACUUCUGUGGGGUAUGGUGAUAUUGGACCGCAAAAUGUCUCGGAGCGGGUGGUGUGCACUCUGAUUGUUCUUGGUGCUGGUCUAUCCUGGGCCUGCGUUCUCGGUGAAGUGUGUGCAAUUGUGGCUGAGAUGAACUCCGCGAAGCAAGCGUUCAGACAAAAGAUGCAUCACCUCAAUCAAAUGAUGAGCGAGAAAGGAUUGCCGACCGAACUGCGGAAGCGUUUGAGAACUUUCUUCUUGCAGAAUCGGCACCAAUGCAAUUUCAUAACGCACCAGCAGCUUCAGAAAGACAUGAGUGCCCAGCUACAAGCAGAAGUUUGCACAGUUGUAAACCUCCCGUGGCUUCGCAAAGUCCCUUUCUUCAACAACUUCUUGUUGCACAUUGAAGCUGUGGACGCGGCUGGGCUAGACGCCUCAAAUCUCCAUGCAUGCAUUGCAGAUGUGGCUCAGGAGCUGGAAAUGAAAGCAUAUGCCCAGCGUGAAAGCUUUAGCGAUGUCCAAGUGCUGCAUAUUCUUGCCAGAGGUUUGGUAUUGUUGAACACUCGGGUGGCUUCCAACGGUGCAGUUUGGGGAGAAGAUUUCGUCCUUGCAGAUGUGCCAUUGAUUCAGAGGUUUUCAGGCUUUGCACUUACUUACGUAGAGGUUCUUUGCUUGAAGCGUGGGAGUUUCAUGGAUGUGAUCGAGCGGCGCCGAGCCAAUUGCCCUGAGCUGGGCCAGAUUGUACGGCGCUAUUGCGUUCGCAUAGCGGUCUUCCGCGGGAUUCUGGCAGAGGCACGCCGCCUUAAGCUGCUGCAGAUCCGGGAGGAAGAACAAAGGACCGCACCCCAAAUUUCAAUGCAGGAACUGCCUUCACUUCCUGGAACGGCCGAACUUGAGGUUGACAACUUGAGGUAGCACAAUAUGGCCCGGUUUUUGAGCAUGCAGAAGUACAGAUCAAAUGGGUCCAGGAAUGAAGUGCCACUCAUGUGGGAAUGUGCAGUGCAGCGGUUGAAGAGCCC
Molecule: messenger RNA, 2389 nt
Organism: Cladocopium goreaui
Lineage: Eukaryota; Dinophyceae; Suessiales; Symbiodiniaceae
Source: the annotation of a GenBank genome assembly